Molecule: messenger RNA, 3587 nt
Organism: Mugil cephalus (flathead mullet)
Lineage: Eukaryota; Metazoa; Chordata; Actinopteri; Mugiliformes; Mugilidae
Gene: slc30a1a
Product: solute carrier family 30 member 1a
Exons: 2
Coding region: 375-1841 (488 amino acids)
Biological process (GO): zinc ion transmembrane transport; detoxification of zinc ion; intracellular zinc ion homeostasis
Cellular component (GO): Golgi apparatus; membrane; endoplasmic reticulum
Molecular function (GO): calcium channel inhibitor activity; zinc ion transmembrane transporter activity
Source: RefSeq, a predicted model, not a curated record
CGCUGCCGUGUUCCGUGUGGAAAGUUUACCGGCUCGGGUGCAAAGUUUCAGCCGUCUGCAAAGAGGAGCUCGUCGGCAAAUGAAUCUGGAAUAUGCUGGAGACAACAACGGGCGUACGGUUACUAGACUCAAGUAUCUUAGAUUAAAUUAACCAGGUCAGAGCCAGUGGAGGGAUGCUGCCGCGGCCGGAUAAGAGUUGUGAAUGAGGUCGGUGUUAGGGUGUUAGCAUUGAUCGUAUUGUCUCAGGGAGCCAGCUAGCUUGUCGCGAGUCGUUAGCUUGAAGUUAAACCAGGUCGCUAGCUCGCUGAUGUCCUGGACGUAUCUCACUUAACGUUUACUCCUGAUUUAAAUCGUCUGAGAAGAAAGAAAAAAAAAUGGCGUGUGAGCCCAACCGUGUCCGGCUACUAUGUAUGCUGUCAUUGACUUUUGGGUUUUUCAUUGUGGAAGUGGUGGUCAGCCGGAUGACCUCAUCCCUAUCCAUGCUGUCGGACUCCUUCCAUAUGCUGUCGGAUGUCAUCGCGCUGGUGGUCGCUCUCGUCGCGGUGCGGUUCGCCGAGAAAACGCACGCGACCAACAAAAACACCUUCGGCUGGAUCCGGGCUGAGGUGAUGGGGGCUCUGGUCAACGCCGUCUUCCUCACGGCGCUGUGCUUCACCAUCGUCCUGGAGGCGGUGGAGCGCUUCACGGAGCCCCACGAGAUCGAGAGUCCGAUCGUGGUCGCCGGGGUCGGGGCCGCGGGGCUCCUGAUCAACCUGCUCGGGCUCUGCCUGUUCCACGGACACGCCGGCGGCGGCCACGGGCACUCCCACGGCGGCCACUCUCACGGCGGCAAAGGCAAGAGGGGUAAGAUCGGCAAGUCGCAGAAAACCGAGAACGGAUCUUCGGGAGAGGAGACCAACAACUUGGUGGCGAAUCACAACAGCCCUGGAGAUGUGAGGCUAAGAAAUGACGUCAGCUGUAAAGACAACACAGAGGUGCAGAUGAACGGCAACACCCACUUCGACGAGAUGGACCACGACCACGACUCGUCGUCGCAGCUCAACAUGCGCGGGGUCUUCCUGCACGUGCUGGGCGACGCCCUGGGCUCCGUCAUCGUGGUGGUCAACGCCAUCAUAUUCACCUUCGUGUGGCAGCCGUGCAUAGACGGCGAAAAGUGUGUGAACCCGUGCAUCAACAGCCACGCCACGGACCACCACCACGACAACCACACCCUCGUCGACCUGCGGGAUGGUCCGCCCGUGGCGACCGCCGGCCCCUGCUGGGUCCUCUACCUGGACCCCACGCUCUGCAUCAUCAUGGUGUGCAUCCUGCUGUACACCACCUACCCGCUGUUAAAGGAGUCGGCGCUCAUCCUGCUGCAGACUGUGCCCAAGCAGAUCAACAUACCGGUGCUCAACGAACGGCUGCUGGGCCUCGACGGCGUCCUGGCCAUCCACGAGCUGCACAUCUGGCAGCUGGCCGGCAGCCGCAUCAUCGCCACGGCGCACAUCAAGUGCCACGACCCCACGUCGUACAUGGACGUGGCCAAGCGCAUCAAGGACUUCUUCCACGACGAGGGCAUCCACGCCACCACCAUCCAGCCCGAGUUCGUCACGUUCAACUCGGAGUCCCGAGACUCCCUGUGCGAGCUCUCCUGUCGGACUCAGUGCGCUCCCAAGCUGUGCUGCGGCUCCGCGGACAAACCGGGUUCCGACAAGAAGGCCGGCGCCGACUGCAAGGCCGCCGACGCCGAAGCCCUGGAGGUGAUCAGCGAGACCCCGGAGCAGGCCGCGGAUAUUCAGGUGCGUCCUCGGUCUGAGGCCGAGGUCAUCAUCACCAGAGAGGUGGAGUCGUCUCUGUGAGAUGGAGGGGACGGAGAGAAGCAGAGGAGAAGCAGGAAAAGUACAGCGAAAACAUCCACGUCGUUCGCAGAAAGGAAGUUUUUUCCGACCUGACUUUCCCCUGAUAAGGAAAUCAUUUUCCUUAGCCUUUUAUUCUCUGUUUUUGCCCUUCAAAUGUCCAUGUAUUUCAGCCUUGGCUCCUUUCAUCUCUCUCCACAUACCUUGGUUCCAGCCUCUUCUCUGCCACUCAGAAACCUCUCUCGUCUGGUCGCAAUGCAUGUUGGGGUUCACCGACCCCGUCUCCUCCAGGACUGGAGCGAGGCCCGCAUGAGUGUCCCUCAUUAGCGCCGUGUUGUGAUGUGUCAUCUCGUCCCAUGGUGUUUCUGUGCCAAAGCUUCUCACUGCAGGACUGAAGGGAUCCGAGAGACGUCCUUUCCUCGAAACGGACACACACAACACAUGCAGAGCACACAUCACUUGGUUAAUUAGUCGCCUAAGGACCUUGUCGGCAAAGAGUCUACCUUUUUUUUGUGUGUAGGCUUUGAGCUGAUCUAUUUUCUUACCUUCUGGCACCAAGUGGAAUAGUAUUAUACUGCAUAAUAAUUUAAGUAUUUAAGUUAUUAGAAAUUAUCUUUUACUCUUUCUAGAUGCUGUUUAGAAUAUUUAGUUUGGACCAUAGAUUCUUCUUCUUCUUUUUUUCUUUUUUUUUUGCAAUUUUCCUGUUGUGGGAUUUUUUGAUGGACCAUCUAUGCUGUAGUCAAGUUUUUUCAAAUGUGACGUUUUUAUAAAGAAAUUGUUUUUUCAGACAGAUUUCUCUUGGGCCUUGACUCAGUUUUAAUUGCAGUCAUCAUUUGGGUACAAAACGCCGCGUCGACACCUCUCUCACCUUGCCUUUUAAACUGCUGUGGUAUAGCACUCAGUACAGUAGACACAGUGCGACAGAACUUCUCACGACAACACACUCACCCCACAAUGAAGGUUCAUGAAUUUGCUGCCUCGCAAGUCAGGACGUGGGGCCUGUGGCGAGGACACGACAACUGUCUGCAUUAGUGAAACACUAUUUUCUCGUAUGAACCUGUACUGGGGAGCUUUCUUUUGAUGGUUGUUGGUUGACUUUUGUCUUUAAAUGCCCUCGUGAAUAUGUUCGGCACCUCGUCACAAUCCAUGCUGAGGGAGUUUUUUUAUAUUUCCAAGAUGCUCUACUAUGUUUGCAUGACCAAACUGAGACCCGGUGUUCGACUUUUUCAAACUGCUCCUCCAAGAGCUCCAGUUGCUGCUUACCAGCGCCUGCUGGUAUCCUCCAAUAUUACUCAUAACUGUGUAGGGAAUGACUCAUCGUAUAGCUCAUUUGUCCUCUGCUUUGGACGGCUCAGCAGGCUGUUUGCUGAAUUUAAGUCCUUAUGGUGGCCUUUGAAAUUGUGUGACUUUUUCCCUCAUCAGAACAAAUAUUGCCUAAAGCUGAUCUAUCGACGCUUUUUUUUCCAGAUUCCCACUCUCGAUUACAUGUGUAUGCAAAAUAGAAAUAUGUUCUGGGAAAUGUAUUUUUUGUUUGUUUGUAAUGUUUGGUCACUUUUAUUCUGUCUUUUAUGACUUGAGCUCUAUGUGCAAAUUGAAAACAAGUGUUUUUUUUUUAUUAUUAUUUUAGAUAUGACACGUCAGCUGAUGUGUUUUUGAUAUAUUCAUAUAUAUAUCUACAGGACCUGUCCAAUGUGUCGUUGUGAAAUAAAAACAAAAAAAAAUGGCUGGUUGGUUCAGCUGGAGAACACA